AUGCUGACGAUUCUGCUGUUGGCUUGCGUAGCAUGGGACUUCACUUAUGCCUUUGCCACCUUCGGGCCACCGAAACUGCUAGUCCAACCUCCAGAAGAGGUUUGGUAUCAACUUGAUGAGAAUCUCAGUCCGCAUGCUCGACCGACGCUGAAAUGUCAAGCAUCUGACAACGCAGAAUCAUUUGUUUGGUAUAAAAACGGUGAACAGCUGGAGAUCGGUGGAGAUAUCGAAUGGGUCCGAGCCGGACAAUCGGGCACCAUCCAGUUUUUGAAGCCGAAACGAUCUCAUGAGGGCUAUUAUCAGUGUUUCGUGUCGAAUAUUUUUGGCACAGCUGUCUCCAACAAAGUCCAUCUACGACUUGGAGAGUUGGAGCACUUCCCGCCACGACCGGUGAGGAGGAUCCAGGUGAUGGAAGGCGACUCACUGACGAUCGACUGCAAAGCCCCCAGAGGAACACCGCCACCGACAUUGUUCUGGCUCUAU
Molecule: messenger RNA, 483 nt
Organism: Ostertagia ostertagi
Lineage: Eukaryota; Metazoa; Nematoda; Chromadorea; Rhabditida; Trichostrongylidae
Source: the annotation of a GenBank genome assembly